Paramecium primaurelia is the source of this 1359-nucleotide messenger RNA. Lineage: Eukaryota; Ciliophora; Oligohymenophorea; Peniculida; Parameciidae. The record is from the annotation of a GenBank genome assembly.
AUGUGUCUCACUGCUACUAUGGAUGCCUUAUGUUGUACAGGAAUGGUUUGUUGUAAAACAAUAUGCUGUUGUUGUAAGAGUUGUUGUGGUUCAACUUUUAAAGAAUAGAUUAAGUUGGCUUAUAUAUUACUUAAUUAUACAACAAUCUUUGUUACCAUGAUAUUUUGCUAUUUUUUAUAAGGUUUGUUUGAUAACUAUUUAAAAUUUAUAUAAUGUCCCACAGAUGAUAAUUCAUAAUGUUUAGGGGUGUCAAGUAUAUAUAGGAUUUGUUUUGUUUUAAUGUGGAUGUAUAUAUUUUUAAUGAUCUUUAUGUUGAUAAGAGGAGAAAUAGCCAAAAUUGCAAAUGAAAGUUUAUGGCCUCUCAAAUUUUUGUAUUUCUUAUAUUAAUUUAGGUUCAUUGCAAUAUUUUUCUUUGGAACUUUAUUCAUUCAUAAUUCAUUUUUCAAAGGAUAUGUGUAUUUUGCAAUUGUUAUAAGUGGACUCUUUAUGGUUUUUUAAAUUAUUAUGUUGAUUGAUGUAUUUUAUUUAUGGGGUCAAAGUUGGAUUAGCAUAUAUGAUAAUGGAGGAGAAUAUAUGAAAUAUAUAUUAAUCAUCACAACAGCAAUUUUAUAUGGAGGAGCCUUAACAUUAAAUAUUUUUAAUUUUAUCUGGUUUUCUGGAUGUGGGACAAAUAUUUUUAUGAACAUUUUUACAAUCAUUUUAAUUGUAGGAGCUACUGGUGUUUAAUUAUUAGGAUGGAAUCCAUAAGGAUCCUUACUUACAUCAGGAGCCAUGGCUAUAUAUAUAGUAUUUCAAGCUUAUUAAGCUUAAUCUUCAUGGCCUGAAAGUUAAUGCAAUUCAUUAUCUAAAUCAGAAGGAACCAGGAUAAUAGAAAUUGUUGUUGGCAUAUUAUUAACUAUUGUUUCACUCCUUUAUCUAACUUUUGGAACAUCAAAUUCAUCUUCAAUUAAUCUUGUAUAAUUAGAAUCUAAAGAUGAGAAAUUAGAAAAUCAAUAAAGAGAAGCAAAUUAAGAUGAAGAAUAAUAAUUAUUAUAAUAAUAAUAAUAAUAAUAAAAACUAGAAGAAGCCAAAGAAUUAGUAAAAUAAGCAGAAAUGUUACCUUACACUACAAAUUAAUAUUUAAUGUUUCAUUUUAUUAUGUUUAUCACUAUUAUUUAUAUGAUGAUAUUAUUGACAAAUUGGAGUGAACCAAAUUUUAAUGAGAAUUCUUUUGAAGCAUAUUAACCAAACAAAUUAGCUUAUUGGGUAAUCAAUUAUUAUACUUUAUAGGUCAAAAUGGUCACAUCUUGGUUAGCUGCUUUACUCUACAUUUGGACUUUGAUUGCACCACAUAUUUUCCCAGAUAGAGAUUUUAGUUGA